GCGCUAUGCUUCACGGAGAAAUGUGUUCGUUUCCAGUGUCUUAGUAACAAGCUGUUUGAUUUCACCGGGCACGGAUCAACUCGAGUUACGACUUCGUCUUAAUGGUUCUCGUUUUAUUCAACCGUUGACAGUUUAACGGUAAGGAUACAGACUCAAUUUACCAAACAAACCAGCCUCGGUGGUGACCAGUGGUGAUCUGUUUUGAAAAUGAACUUUACGUUUGGAAAAUACAGAGUUUAUUUGUCAAACCAGCUGCAGUAUAUGACUUGAGAAGCUCGGCCGCGAAGGAAAAUGGAAAAAAACGCCGGGAAAUAGAGGGAAGGAGUUUCCUCCCAAGAUUUCGUGAAAUUUGUUACGUGCAAUGGGAAGUAAUGACACGACCACGUCUGUUUCACCCAACAAUAUAUCCACGGAAACAGUCCACAACCCAUGGGACGAUGCUAUUUGGAUUCUAACAUGCUCUUUUAUCAUCUUCACCAUGCAGUCAGGUUUUGGAUUGCUGGAAUCGGGUAUGGUAUCCCGUAAACACGAGAUUAAUAUUCUCGUGAAGAACAUAGCGGAUGUCUUAUUUGGAGGGCUAGCGUUCUGGAUGUUCGGUUACGCGUUUAGCUUCGGGAAAUCUCACGGGACAAAUCCUUUUAUUGGGUUCGGCGAUUUUUUUGUAGACGCCGACGGUCCUAAUAUGGGUCUCACAUUCUCGAAAUUUUUCUUCCAAGCUUCGUUCUCCACCACCGCUACAACAAUCGUUUCAGGGUCCAUGGCUGAGAGGGUCAAACUGGAGUCUUACUGUCUUUUCUCCUUUAUGAACACCAUCAUUUUCUGUCUACCGGCUCAUUGGCUAUGGGCAGAGAACGGCUGGUUAAAGAAUCUUGGUGCCAUCGACGAGGCCGGGGCGUGCACAGUCCAUUUAGUCGGAGGUGUAACGGGACUUACUGCAACCAUUAUGCUUAAACCAAGAUCUGGUCGCUUUGAAGAGGGCGAGGACAAAUCUUGCAAUGAUAUGGGUUCUCCGACGACUGCGUUGCUUGGUCUCUUUAUGCUGUGGUGGGGGUGGUUGGCUUUGAACUGUGGGAGCACUUUUGGAGUCACCGAUGGAAAAUGGAAGGUAGCGGCCAGGGCGGCCGUAAUGACCAUAAAUGCAUCAGUAGGGGGAGGAACCACGGCCAUACUGCUCAGCUAUUUUACCAAGGCACGAAAAGUUGACGUCAAGCUCCUUAUCCGUGGAAUUCUGGGAUCGCUUGUCAGCAUUUCAGGUCUUUGUGGCUGGGCACGCCCAUGGGAGGCCAUUCUAGUGGGCGCGGUCGGGAGCCUUAUCGCCUGUUACGGCGUCUCACUACUAGAGCGUGUCCGCAUAGACGACCCCGUGGGAAGCGUCUCCAUUCAUAUGUUUCCCGCAAUUUGGGCUAUGGUGGCAGCGGGCAUAUUCCUAGAACCGGACGCAAGCGCGAAAAGACCUGGAGGGCUUGUACAGACCGGAAGUGCGUAUACAUUAGGGGUGGAACUCCUCGCGACUGUUGUGGUGUCCGUCUGGUGCGCGCUGAUGGCAACUGUAAUCCUGUUUUUUAUUGACAAGACGAUUGGUUUACGCGUGUCUUAUCAAGAAGAGGUCCUCGGGGCGGACAUUGUGGAACACUCUAUUGGUGGAUACUCUAAAGCCAGACGCGGGGCGGUAUCUCAAGAAAACCCGAAGCUGGAGACCCGUGUGAAACACAACGACGCCAACUUUGCUACGCUCGUGGAUAACCUAGCACAUUUACAACGGCUAGCUGAUCUCGCCAUGAAGAGAGGCAACGACGAUGACGAGGACGAAAACGACGAACAGCCGAGUGAUGACGCGGAAUCUUUCGGAUCACCGGAACCAACCCGAAGAGUGCGAUUCCAGCAGCUCGCUAUUCCGGAAACAAAAGUGGAAAUAGCUUAUGAACAGUCCGUGGAAGAGUAAGGGUACUAUGACAAAAAGCCGGGAAAGGUCUCCAGGAUUUCUCCGAUCGUCCUAACCUUCUUAAAGAAGAAGCGAGCUUUCAAGCAACUCAAAAACUCCAAAACAGCCGCUGAACUACUUCAUGGACUGGCAGUAAUGAAGUCAAACAAAAAGCACACCUUUCAAUCAUUGAUCUACUGCAGAAAAAGGGCCUUGGGAUUGCCUAGUUCCAGAGAGAAACAAGCACUCAACUGCGUGAAAGACUAAGAAUGGCUGCUAGCGGACUACAGUUCAGUCUUGUGUUUCCUGGAUAGAGCAAACUUAUAGAUAGAGCAAAGCAUCUUUUGCCUGUGACUCAAGCAUCAUACAGGUCCUUUGCAGAGUAUCCUUACUACGAUGCUUUGCGGUAGUAGACCUCAAACUAUUUUGUCGAUAGGUACGAUGUAUUACUUCUGUUUAUCACAUUUCUUAAAGUGCCUUAUAAAAAAGCUCUUAAUUUCCGGGUUUAUAAGUAAAUAUUAAAAACAAGUUACUGGAAUUUGAUGCUAGGGGCACUUUCAGGAUUGGGUACUCCUGGAUUUGAAUUUUUCAAGUCAAAGUAAAAAUGAAAUGAAGAUAAAAUAAUAUUACAAUUUUAAACAAAAAAGGCUAAAAAAAUUAGAGCAGAUACUUUUAGUUUAAGAGCCUUUGUCAGUCACAGAUUUGUUACUGUUUUUAUCCAAAAUUUGAAGAUAAUUUAUUUAAAAGAAUAUCGAAAUGCUAAUCUAAAUGAAAAGUUUUAUAUCUUAUUUGGCAAUUUCGAUCGAAAAUAUCGCAUUGGCUUCCCCAAAUCCGCCGAUGGAAAUGGGUGCUUUUUCGCACUUGCUACUUUGCUAGGAUGACAAAAUGGCGGCUGGCAGAGGCUGUUUAAGCAUGCCUGCAGGCAGGAAGUGGCAAGCGAAUAAAGGGGCGUUCACUGCAUUUGAAACAAUCAAAAUUGUUUAACAGAAAAAGGAUCUGAUAAAUACUUUAAAGUAGCGACCAAAGUUUGACGGAAAUCAAGUAUAUUGUGUUAUUUCUAUCAUUCGAUUUCGCUUAUGAUAAAGCGUUACGUUUUUCUAUCUUUCUUAAAAUCGCCAUGUUAUUAAAUCAGUUCGAUAUAGGCAACGGGAAAAGUUUGUACGGUUAAUUUGUAACUCAGUAACUUUUUUAUAAAAUAUAUAUAUGUUUCUCGAGUACUUAGCAUUUUUUUUUGGCGCGAAUGUUGGAAAGAUAGGUUUUUCGGAACCUUUUUCCCAAGCAUCAGCGUAUUUCGGUUGCUACUACAAUAUUUGGCAGAACAGGUACAUGGAAUAAUGUAAAUAUUAUUGUAGCAGGGUUUUUUAUUUUAUAAAAAUCGUAUAUGUCAUUUGAUAGCAAAACAUUUUACAAUCGGAUAUCAGGUUUAGAGUUUGAUUCUCUAAACAUUGACUUAAUUGUAGGAAUACAAGUACCAUGACUGUUUUUUUUUCUGGUAUCUGGUUUAUACGGUUUAAAUCCGUCCUUAUUUCUUUAAGUAUUUUAAAAUUUAAUUUCAUUGUAGAGUAAGAAUUCAAAUCCCACCAAAAACAAACAAUGAAAAAUAAAGAGAACACAACAACUGAA
This is a messenger RNA of Nematostella vectensis (starlet sea anemone), 3544 nucleotides long. Its product is annotated as putative ammonium transporter 3. The record is from RefSeq and is a predicted model, not a curated record. NCBI's taxonomy places the organism in Eukaryota, Metazoa, Cnidaria, Anthozoa, Actiniaria, Edwardsiidae. Bases 362 to 1942 code for a protein of 526 amino acids. Gene Ontology annotation, cellular component: membrane. Gene Ontology annotation, biological process: ammonium homeostasis; ammonium transmembrane transport. Gene Ontology annotation, molecular function: ammonium channel activity. The transcript is spliced from 4 exons.